CUGUGUUUAUUGACCUUUCUUAUUUUCCCUAUUAAUUUAUUAUUGCUUGUACUUGCUACUUGUUAUUAUUUUGUGUAUGAUAUGAAUUAGUUUCCUUAUUAGUGAUUAAAAUCUAUUUGUUAGAUUAACAUUGUCUGUAAUUCUUCAGAUUCUACUCUUUCGAUGCUGCAUCACUUACCUAGAUCAUUCCCACAACAUCAUCCGAUUCUUCGAUAUGCCUUGGAUACUUACUACGGUUGUCUUCAAUCUUCAAUAAUAUGUCUGUGGCCAUAAAGGUACUGUUUAGUUUAUUUAAUUUAAUAUGUGUAUAAUGCAUUGUGUGUGCGACCGCUAUUGUGCAUUACAAAAUCCGCUUCUACAUGUUAGAUAUAAUAAUAUAACAAUACUACGUAGAUUAAUACAUAAUAAAAUAUCCUUUUACUUUCAAUUAAUCUAUCUUAAUUAUUUUCUAACCACUUUCUACACUUAUCAGCUACUUUAUUUCUUCUUGUUAAUCUGCAAAAUUCAUGUAUGUACACUUCCUUGUAUGGUGAUUAAUUGUUCGCGAGGUUUCCGCUAUCUGUGUUGUUCGACGAACAGCGCCAUGCUUCCACACUGGCUGUCGUACAUGGUGUUCUGCAAACAGAGAUCCAUAACCUAUUUUGCACGUAAACCUUCUCGUGUGAUGAUUACUUGUUCACAAGGUUUUCGCUAUCUGUAUUAUUCGACGAACAGUGUCACACCUCCUUUUGAUUUAUCCACAAUAUAGUUAUAACACUUAGUAACCUUGUAUUUUGCACUGAGACAAUUGAAACUAAUUUAUUCACUUAUUUUAGGUAGCUGUCAUACAUUAUGUUC
Bombus huntii is the source of this 837-nucleotide messenger RNA. RefSeq lists its product as uncharacterized. The transcript has 4 exons. NCBI's taxonomy places the organism in Eukaryota, Metazoa, Arthropoda, Insecta, Hymenoptera, Apidae. Bases 302 to 748 code for a protein of 148 amino acids. The record is from RefSeq and is a predicted model, not a curated record.